CCUCCGGUGCUUUUUAUGAUGUUCAUUUCAAGAUGGCGGCAGAGACUCGGAUUGAAGAUUAUUUUAUUGAAAAUUUCAGCUGAUUGACGUGAUGGGUAGUCACGUUGAUGCAUUCUAACGAUCCCGGUUGGAUUAUUGUGAAAGAAGACUUGGCAGGUGAAGAUGAAUUCUGCCAAGCUAUGGGCCCCAUUUAAGCUGAGUGCAUUGUGAUUUCCAGUAAUUGAGACAGUGAUUUUAAAAGCUGUCUACAUUAAUGAAAAGAGCAAUGUAGUCAGCUUAACAUGAUCAUCUAUCUUAUGUUUUGAAAUGUCCUUCAUAUUGUAAGCUAUAGGAAUCUAACCAUUUUUUACACUGUUUUUUACAAGGUAUUAUUUAAGUAGAUUUUGCUCCUGUAUCUAACUACUGUAAUAGUAUUAAAAAAAUGGAAACGCAAGAAAUUAAACCACCUCUUCCACAAGGAACACCAGAUUCAGGAAUCUUGGAAAACCUUGAUUGUCCCCCACCUCUGCCGCCAAGUAUGCAGCCUCCACCACCUCCCCUGCAAACGUCCAGUGACGCAGAGGUAAUGGACGUUGGCUCCGGUGGUGAUGGACAAUUAAACACCCCAGCAGGGGACAUUGAAUCCAUUAUCAAAGCACAACUUCUUACAAAGGGAUCCAUCACCUUCAGCAACCGCUUUAGAGAUGAUUCUGAAUGCAGCACUUCCAAUCCUAGGACUGCCCGUCACGCGCCUCCUGUCACCAAAUUUUUACCUGAUUUAAAGCUGUUGAAAGAUGUGAAAAUAAGUGUUAGUUUUACAGACAGUUGCAGGAGCAAAGACAGGAAAGUCUUAUAUACAGGGCAGCGCCAAGGUCUGGAAGCAGAGGCUGACCUUAGCAGUGACAGUGUAAAUGGCAACUUAUCAGAUACUGAUGUUUGUAGCGGUGGCAGUAUGGGUGUUAGGGCUGUGAGCAAUUCUAAAGGACAUGUUGAAAAGAAGUGGGAGGGCGUGGAAAUUGAUCAGGAGAAGAAAGUAGAGUUUGCAGUUCUGGAUGAAUUGGAGGAAUUCACCGAGAAUUUUAUGGAAACUGACGACAUAGAAAGAGCUGGUUUCCACUCUGAGAUGAUUGUGCAGCAGGAGCAUGUGGAUGAGGAGAUCCUCAGUUACAACUUUGAGGAUGACUUUGACAAUGAUGUUGAUGCACUGCUGGAGGAAGGACUCCCUGCUCCCAAAAAGAUGCGGCUUGCUGAGGACCACUAUGCAGGAGAAAGCGAUCAUCAGUCAGAUGGAGAGACAAGUGUGCAGCCAAUGAUGACCAAAAUUAAAACUGUUCUUAAAAGUCGUGGGCGUCCACCAACAGAGCCACUACCUGAUGGGUGGAUUAUGACAUUCCAUAACUCGGGUAUUCCAGUGUAUCUGCACAGAGAAACCAGAGUUGUCACUUGGUCCAGGCCUUACUUUCUAGGAACUGGGAGCAUAAGGAAACACGAUCCUCCAAUAAGUAGCAUUCCUUGUCUACACUACAAGAAGAUGAAGGAUCAAGAGGAGAGAGAACUAAAUGGAGAAGUGACCCCUAAUAGAGAAACCUCGCCUAUCAAAGCUGCAGAAGGAAUAUCGGACUCCCCCGAAAAGGCAGAUGAACCAGACUCCACUGCUCCCGAAGAGGUUUCUGCUGGUAAUGUAGAUACUCCUGAAGAGUCGAUCUCCACUGAUUUACCUCCAGAAGACCGUGAGACACAAAGCAGUGAAGCAACCCAGGGAGCAUUGGGCCAAGUGAAAGCCAAAGUAGAAGUGUGUAAGGAUGAAUCUGUCGAGAUUGAAGAGUUUCGUAAAUACCUGGAGAAAAGAUUUGAUUUUGAGCAAGUUACUGUCAAGAAGUUUCGAACUUGGGCUGAAAGACGACAGUUUAAUCGAGAGAUGAAGCGCAAACAAGCAGAGGCAGAGAGGCCCAUCUUACCAGCUAACCAGAAACUGAUUACUUUGUCUGUGCAAGAUGCUCCGACCAAAAAAGAGUUUGUCAUUAAUCCAAAUGGAAAAUCAGAAGUUUGUAUUCUGCAUGAAUACAUGCAAAGGGUUCUUAAAGUUCGGCCUGUGUAUAAUUUUUUUGAAUGUGAAAACCCAAGUGAGCCGUUUGGAGCUUCAGUCAUUAUAGAUGGUGUGACGUACGGUACUGGCACUGCAAGUAGCAAGAAGCUGGCUAAGAAUAAAGCUGCAAGAGCAACACUUGAAAUCCUGAUUCCUGAUUUUGUAAAACAGACAUCUGAAGAGAAGCCAAAAGACAGCGAUGAACUUGAGUAUUUUAACCAUAUCAGUAUUGAGGACUCGAGAGUUUAUGAAUUAACAAAUAAAGCUGGACUGCUAUCACCAUAUCAGAUACUUCACGAGUGCCUUAAAAGAAACCAUGGGAUGGGUGACACCAGCAUUAAGUUUGAAGUUAUUCCUGGUAAAAACCAGAAAAGUGAAUAUGUAAUGACUUGUGGGAAACACACUGUGAGAGGCUGGUGUAAAAAUAAGAGAGUUGGUAAGCAACUAGCCUCUCAGAAAAUUCUGCAACUGUUGCACCCUCAUGUGAAAAACUGGGGAUCCCUUCUACGCAUGUAUGGUAGGGAGAGCAGCAAAAUGGUGAAGAAGGAAAGUUCCGAUAAAAGUGUCAUCGAGCUGCAGCAGUAUGCCAAAAAGAACAAGCCAAAUCUUCACAUCCUGAACAAACUGCAAGAGGAGAUGAGGAAGCUGGCACGAGAGAGGGAAGAAACAAGGAAAAAGCCAAAAAUGACCAUAAUGGAGUCGGCCCAGCCUGGUAGUGAGCCCCUGUGUACUGUAGAUGUGUGAGUCCCCUGGCUGCACCGGUGACCCAUCCACAGGUCCCUGUAGCACAGAAUGUAAUAAACUCCCACUCGCUUGAAUUAUGCAUCAGAAUAAAAUGGCAAUAUUACUUCAAUGAAGGAUACCUCUUAACAAAGAGCACUGUUUUGGCUACAGAAGUGAUUUCUUAACCCAGCACAUUUUUACAUUGGAAGAAGUGGUCUCUUGCAGACAUGUGGGGAGAACACGUUGAACUGGGGUGUUUUCACGUGGCAUUUACCAUUCUGUUUCGUAAGGAGAUUGUUUCCAACAAUGCACUGUUGUUGACUUCCUGGGCACAUUUCUGCUUGGUUUAUUUAAUAUUUUGCAUUGCUGCCACGCUUAGUGCUUUCCCCACUCUUUUAAAUGUCUUCAAUGUGGGUGACACACAAUGAUAAAUGAAGAAUAUGCUUGCCUCAUUUUAAUAAAUAAAAAAAAAAACAAAAAAAAAACACUCCUUCCUCACCUUGCAAAACUGUUUGCCUUAUAGUUCAGGCUAGCAGAGAUUUCACAAAUGAGGAAGGUGUUUAUCUUCAACAAACUCUUGCUCCAUAGCACGAAGCCUCACUGUAUGUUUGACAAUUUUUUUUUUUUUUUUAUUAAAUAUUGACACUCUGGUCUUGAACGUAUAAGCUAAUGUAGUGCCGGCCCUGCCUCUGUAAAGUUUAGAGAUGAACUGCACUGCUGCAUGUAGAAAUGGGGGAACGCAGUUAUGGAGAGGCGUGAUGCAUACCUCUCUUCUCUCUAGGGGAUUUAAAAUCCUAUGCACUAGAGCAUGAAUAUGCGCAAAAAAGUUUCCUUUUGUUUCCCUUUAAUUCCCAUCACUGACCAAGUGGGUUUCUUGGAACAUUUAUAGUGUUGACCUUGGCCAGUAAAGGUUUUGUCUCAACACACAUUGCUGCUGUUUUUAGGAAAGAGUUAAGAAGAUACAGAAGGCGAAUCGCAUUGUCGCGAUCUGCAAUUUUGACCAUAAACACUAAGAUGCAAACGAUAUGCAUGAUACACAUUCUACAGAGUACAUACUUAAAAUGAAAACUCAAGGCAGGACGUUGGUUCCACACACCGUUUUCAGGCAUGUGUUUGUGCCAUUGCUCUUAUUGGUCCUCUUGCCUUAGCCGGCCUGUUACUUUUGAUUUUCUUAAAGGGCCUGCGUCUCGGAGGAAAGUCUCUGGUAAAGAUGUCGUUCAAGUAGACCUGCAUGGAAACUCUUGGAGCGAGUGGAGGGCUGCCAGUAGACCGUGCCAUUCCUUUGAUGUGGGCAGUUGCUGCAUUGCGCAUGUGUUCUGUCUAUAAUGUGUCUUAAUGGUUUUGUCUGUAUAACUGUCGUGUUUGACAUAUAAAAUCAAUCUUAAUAGUUUUGCUUUUGGUCAGCCCAAACUUCAUAUUUCCAUGUGGUACAGUACUAUUGUUCUUCAGGCAAGUUACUUAAAAAUAAUCUAAAGUCCACUUGUUCACCUUGAAGACGUAUGUACACAUUACUUAAAACUCCCAUGACCAUCUCGAAGCAGUGUGAACCAAAGCUUUCAUACAGUCUUAUGCAUUUUUAUAGAAUAAUAAACAGUAGUUUGCUGCAUUACUAAAUAGACAACCAAGAUGCAAUAACUGCUGGCGCAAGUCACCUGAGUAUCUGUGCACUGUUACUCAAAGAAGCAUUUGAAGUGUGUGUGCGCGUGUGUGUGCAUGUGCGCGUGUGUGUUGUUGACGCCUGUCUUUCCAGCUGUCAGACCAGUGUGAAGUUGCUGCAUUAGACGGUCACAUGACGCUUAAUGAAUUUGCUUCUCGUGUGUCGGUGUUCGUCUGGGGGAGCUGACGUUUUGCCUCGCUCAUUUGUUUUGCAAGGUGUGUGUGUGUGUGUGUGUAUGCAUUGUAGUGUGAGGCAUGUGGGCCUCCCCCACACUUUUUACUUUAGAAAUGUGGUGCGGUUUGAUUUGUUUCAGUGCAAAAAAAAAAAACUUUAUCUAGAGAGGAGUCAUGCUGCAUAGGAAGUGUGUCCUGUAAUGUGAUUAAAAGUGUGAUCACUUUUCAGUGAAAUAUUGUUUAUGCAAAUAAAAUUUUGUUUAGG
Molecule: messenger RNA, 4883 nt
Organism: Polypterus senegalus (gray bichir)
Lineage: Eukaryota; Metazoa; Chordata; Cladistia; Polypteriformes; Polypteridae
Gene: dgcr8
Product: DGCR8 microprocessor complex subunit
Exons: 14
Coding region: 422-2809 (795 amino acids)
Biological process (GO): primary miRNA processing
Cellular component (GO): microprocessor complex
Molecular function (GO): double-stranded RNA binding; heme binding; identical protein binding
Source: RefSeq, a predicted model, not a curated record